UUUUGAUGAAUAUUUUUUGACGGAACAAAAUCAUAUGAUUUUUAUUUUUGGUGAAAAAGAAUUUUUCAACAAGAGAAAAACAAAAAAUGAUUCGAUCAAGAAUAUCGUUUUUAUCCACAUUUUUAAUGAAAAAUUUUUUGAAUCGAUCGAUAAUUCGAUCGCAAUCAUCAUCAUCAUCAUCAUCGAUCGAUUUAAAUUCAUUAUCACAAACAUUAUUACGACGUGCAAUACUUUAUGUUCCAGGUAAUGAUCAACGUAAAAUUGAUAAAGCAAUAAAAUCAUUUGAAAAAAUUGAUUCAAUUGUUUUGGAUUGUGAAGAUGGUGUUGCUGUAAAAAGUAAAGAUGAUGCAAGAAAAACAAUAUUAAAUAUAUUAAAUCAAUAUGGAUCAAAUGAAUUAUUAUGGAAAAAAUUAAGUGUUCGUAUUAAUUCAAUGGAUUCUGGUAUUGCCUAUGAAGAUUUAGAAAUAAUAUUUUCUGGUAAAAUCAUUCCACGUACAAUUCUAUUACCAAAAGUUGAUACCAAAACAAAUAUCGAUGAUUUUAUUGAAUAUUUUAAAAAAUCCAAAAUUAAUGAACGAUUAAAACAUCCAAUCGAUUUGAUUACAUAUGUUGAAUCAGCUAUCGGUCUGUUAGAUUUACGUGAUAUUGCUAAACAUACGAUCGAUAUGUGUAAAACAUUGAACAAUAUGCAUUUUGCCGGUAUCGUAUUUGGAUCGGAUGAUUUUUGUGCUAAUAUCGGUGCAACACGAUCCGAUGAAGGUAAAGAAGUACUAAUGGCAAGACAACAUGUGAUACUUGUUUGUAAAUCAUUAAAUUUACAAGCAAUCGAUUCUGUUUAUAUUAAUUUUCGUGAUCUUGAUGGAUUAAAACGACAAUCCGAAGAAGGUGUAUCAAUGGGUUUUACCGGUAAACAAUGUAUACAUCCAGAUCAAAUUCCAAUAAUACAAGAAACAUAUCGACCAUCAGAUAAAAAAAUUGAAUGGGCUAAAGGUUUAAUUAAAGAAUUUGAACAAGCCCAACAAGAUGGUCGUGGUGCAUUUGUUUAUCAUGGUCAAAUGAUUGAUAUGCCUUUAUUAAAACAAGCAUAUAAUGUUAUAAAUAUUGCCAAACAAAUUGGUAAAGUUUAAACAAAAAAAAAACAAAAUUUGUUGAAAAAGAAAAUUUUAUUAUUAUUAUUAUUAU
Messenger RNA from Dermatophagoides pteronyssinus (European house dust mite), 1182 nucleotides. Its product is annotated as citramalyl-CoA lyase, mitochondrial-like. The record is from RefSeq and is a predicted model, not a curated record. NCBI's taxonomy places the organism in Eukaryota, Metazoa, Arthropoda, Arachnida, Sarcoptiformes, Pyroglyphidae. Gene Ontology annotation, molecular function: (S)-citramalyl-CoA lyase activity. Gene Ontology annotation, biological process: regulation of cobalamin catabolic process.